AUGUCAAAGACUGCGCAAAAACGUCUUUUCAAAGAGCUCACUCAAUUGAUCAAAGACAGUCCUCAGGGGAUUGUAGCGGGUCCUAUAACGGAAGAUAACCUUUUUGUAUGGGAUUGUCUGAUCAGUGGACCACCAGACUCUCCAUAUGAAGGCGGGGUGUUCAAUGCACGUCUAGAGUUUCCCCGCGAUUAUCCGUUGUCUCCACCUAAAUUAUUGUUCACACCUAGCAUUCUGCAUCCCAAUAUCUAUCCCAACGGUGAGGUGUGCAUUUCCAUAUUACACUCGCCAGGUGACGAUCCAAACAUGUACGAGCUAGCAGAAGAGCGCUGGUCGCCGGUCCAAAGUGUCGAAAAGAUUUUGCUGAGUGUCAUGAGCAUGCUCAGUGAGCCCAACAUCGAGUCUGGGGCCAACAUUGACGCAUGCAUUCUGUGGAGAGACAACCGUGCAGAAUUUGACAAACAGGUCAAGCGUUCGAUAUUGAGAUCACUAGGGCUAUAG
This is a messenger RNA of Lachancea lanzarotensis, 498 nucleotides long. RefSeq names its product LALA0S02e00518g1_1 (gene UBC7). The record is from RefSeq and is a predicted model, not a curated record. The transcript has a single exon. Gene Ontology annotation, cellular component: cytosol; endoplasmic reticulum. NCBI's taxonomy places the organism in Eukaryota, Fungi, Ascomycota, Saccharomycetes, Saccharomycetales, Saccharomycetaceae. Bases 1 to 498 code for a protein of 165 amino acids.